This is a messenger RNA of Scaptodrosophila lebanonensis, 8086 nucleotides long. RefSeq names its product kinesin-like protein unc-104 (gene unc-104). Gene Ontology annotation, biological process: microtubule-based movement. Gene Ontology annotation, molecular function: microtubule motor activity; ATP binding; microtubule binding. Bases 354 to 5663 code for a protein of 1769 amino acids. The record is from RefSeq and is a predicted model, not a curated record. NCBI's taxonomy places the organism in Eukaryota, Metazoa, Arthropoda, Insecta, Diptera, Drosophilidae. The transcript has 30 exons.
CGGAAUCGUGUGCGGGCUGUACUGGGCCGUGUGACUCGUCAUCGAUUUUGUGCAGAAACUUUAGAAUAUUUAUUAUAUGGGCAAAAUAACAAUAAAUAAAGAGCUACUCAUCGCUAGUGCAAACCAACGCAGUGCUAUCUAUUAAAAAAUUAAAAUAAAAAAGCCACACAAAUGUGAACAAUACAUGAAAUUCGCCACUUAUAAAUGAAAUAAUAAAUAUAUAAAGAGUGCUUUGGAGUGUUAAAAAUGUCAAGUGCUUAACAAAUUUUGAGCCAAUUGCUUUGGCCCAUAAAUCGAAGUUAACAGCAACCUAAGACAACAUCUGCCCGAGUGGAUCUCAAGCCUGCACCAAGAUGUCGUCCGUUAAGGUGGCAGUGCGAGUGCGCCCUUUUAACUCGCGCGAGAUUGGGCGCGAGUCGAAAUGCAUCAUUGAAAUGAGUGGAGCUACAACCGCCAUAACCAACCCGAAGGUGCCACCCAACACCAGCGAGUCCAUAAAGCGUUUCAAUUUUGAUUACUCCUACUGGUCCCAUGAUCCUCACGAUGCUGAUUUCUCCACCCAAGCGAUGGUAUACAAGGACAUUGGCGAAGAGAUGCUGCAGCAUUCGUUCGAUGGGUAUAACGUUUGCAUAUUUGCGUACGGACAAACUGGCGCUGGCAAGUCCUACACCAUGAUGGGCAAGCAGGAGGACCACGAUCAGCAGGGCAUUAUCCCUAUGAUAUGCAAGGAUCUCUUCGGGCGCAUACAUCAAACGGAAACGGAUGACCUUAAGUAUUCGGUCGAGGUUUCCUACAUGGAAAUCUAUUGCGAGCGAGUACGGGAUUUGCUGAAUCCAAAGAACAAGGGAAACUUACGGGUGCGCGAACAUCCACUGCUGGGUCCCUAUGUGGAGGACUUGUCUAAGUUGGCGGUGACCGACUACCAGGACAUACAUGACCUCAUUGAUGAGGGCAACAAGGCCCGAACCGUGGCUGCUACCAACAUGAACGAGACAAGCUCUCGUUCCCAUGCCGUUUUCACCAUUUUCUUCACUCAGCGUCGUCAUGAUGCUAUGACCGAUUUGAUCACAGAGAAGGUGUCGAAGAUUAGUCUGGUCGAUUUGGCUGGGUCUGAGCGCGCCGAUUCGACAGGUGCCAAAGGCACUCGCUUGAAGGAGGGCGCCAACAUAAAUAAGUCGUUAACCACAUUGGGCAAAGUUAUCUCAGCACUGGCCGAAAUUUCCGCAUCGAAGAAAAAGAACACGAAGAAAGCCGAUUUUAUUCCUUAUCGCGAUUCCGUAUUAACUUGGCUGCUUCGUGAAAAUCUUGGUGGCAAUUCAAAAACUGCUAUGAUAGCUGCUAUUUCACCGGCCGAUAUCAACUAUGACGAAACUCUCAGUACUUUACGUUAUGCCGAUCGUGCUAAGCAAAUCGUUUGCAAGGCUGUGGUCAAUGAGGAUGCGAAUGCUAAGCUCAUACGAGAGCUCAAAGAAGAAAUACAAAAGUUGCGGGAUCUACUCAAGGCCGAGGGCAUUGAGGUUCAGGAAGGACCCGAUGGCAAAGUAGUUUGUGAGAAGCGUGAUGCGAAUAAGGAUGAAAUUACGAAAUCCUCGGUGAUUAAGUCGCCCAACAAGGGACGCAAUCGUAAUGGCUCCACCACGGAAAUGGCUGUGGAUCAACUGCAGGCCAGCGAAAAGCUAAUAGCCGAACUCAAUGAGACCUGGGAGGAGAAACUCAAGCGCACCGAGGAGAUACGCGUCCAGCGGGAGGCUGUAUUCGCUGAAAUGGGUGUGGCCGUCAAAGAGGAUGGCAUUACCGUGGGUGUCUUCUCGCCGAAGAAGACUCCUCACUUGGUCAAUCUCAACGAAGAUCCCAAUUUGUCAGAAUGUCUGCUGUACUACAUCAAGGAUGGUAUUACACGUCUUGGUACCCACGAAGCGAACGUUCCACAGGAUAUACAGCUUUCGGGCUCGCACAUAUUGAAGGAGCACUGCACUUUUGAGAAUCGUAAUAGCUCAGUCACACUGAUGCCACACAAAGAUGCAAUUAUCUAUGUAAAUGGACGUAAAUUAGUUGAACCGGAGGUGCUGAAGACCGGAUCACGUGUAAUUCUGGGCAAAAACCAUGUUUUUCGGUUUACCAACCCGGAGCAAGCGCGCGAGCUGCGUGAAAAGAUCACAGAGAACGCUGAAAAUGAGGUGGAAAAGAAAGAUACUCAACAAGUGGACUGGAACUUUGCGCAGUGUGAGUUGUUGGAGAAACAAGGCAUUGACUUGAAGGCAGAAAUGAAGAAACGCUUGGAUAAUCUGGAGGAGCAAUACAAGCGUGAAAAAAUGCAGGCGGAUCAGCAGUUCGAAGAGCAGCGCAAGACAUAUGAGGCUCGUAUCGAUGCGCUGCAAAAGCAAGUGGAGGAGCAAUCGAUGACAAUGUCUAUGUAUAGCAGCUACUCACCGGAGGACUUCCAUCAGGAGGAAGAUGUAUACACCAACCCAUUGUACGAGUCCUGCUGGACAGCGCGGGAGGCAGGUCUGGCUGCCUGGGCUUUCCGCAAGUGGCGCUUUCAUCAGUUUACCUCGCUGCGGGACGACCUUUGGGGCAAUGCUAUUUUCUUGAAAGAGGCCAAUGCCAUAUCGGUGGAGCUAAAGAAGAAGGUCCAAUUCCAAUUUACACUACUUACCGACACUCUGUAUUCACCGUUGCCACCCGAGUUGGCCUCAAGCGUGGCGCCACUGCAGCAAGAAGACGAGUUUGGCGCACCGCCUGUGUCCAAGACAUUGGUGGCUGUAGAGGUAACCGACACCAAAAAUGGCGCUACUCACUACUGGUCUCUGGAGAAAUUGCGCUAUCGUCUCGAGCUAAUGCGGCAAGUUUAUAAUGUUGAGAGCCCACCAUCAUCCAUGCUAUUCGAUACGUCCAGCAUUGUGGCGACAGGCCAAGGACUGGUCGACAAUGCGCCAUUUGAAUUACAAUUGCAGCAUUUAGUGGCGCAUCCCCAUCCAUAUACGUAUGUGCAACAGCAGGAGCAGCAGCCGGAGUUGAGACAGGCGGCCAGAGCGCAUCCAUCACGUUUAACAUUGGCCAAUCUAAUACCUUCUAGGCAACGUCUCGAACUAAUGCGGGAAAUGUAUCAUAAUGAAGCCGAGCUUAGCCCAACUUCGCCGGACUACAAUGUUGAGAGCCUAACUGGCGGCGAUCCGUUCUAUGAUCGCUUCCCCUGGUUCCGUAUGGUGGGUCGAUCGUUCAUUUAUCUCAGCAACUUGCUCUAUCCGGUACCGCUGGUCCACAAAGUGGCCAUCGUUAACGAACGUGGUGAUGUGCGGGGCUACUUGCGUAUUGCAGUGCAACCAGUGCUGGAUGAAGAAUCCAUUGAUUUCAACAAUGGUGUUAAACAGUCGGCACGCUUGGUGUUCAACGAGGACGAUGCCAAGCCGAAGUAUCGAGCAUUAAACGAAAAGGACGAUGUGCAGCGCUAUAUUGACAAUGGCGGUAUGGACAGCAAGCUGGACGAACUUGAGGAUGCUGACUCGGGACGUGGUAUUGAUUCCAAUUCCGCUUCAGAGUGCCAGGAGAACUCAGAGGAACCAGGAGAGCAUUUGCAAGUGGGCAAGGAGUUUACCUUCCGCGUCACCGUUUUGCAGGCUACGGGGAUUGGCGCAGAGUACGCGGACAUCUUCUGUCAGUUUAACUUCUUGCAUCGACAUGAGGAGGCAUUUUCCACAGAGCCGGUGAAGAACUCAGCCUCGGGCGCUCCCCUUGGUUUUUACCAUGUUCAGAAUAUAACGGUGCCUGUUACAAAGUCCUUUAUCGAGUAUUUGAAGACUCAGCCCAUCAUGUUCAAGAUAUUUGGUCACUACCAGACACAUCCCUUGCAUAAGGAUGCCAAGCAGGAGUUCGUGUCUCGUCCACCACCAAGACGCAUGCUGCCACCAAGCAUACCCAUAAGUCAGCCAGUGCGCAGUCCUAAAUUCGGACCGUUGCCCUGUCCGCCAUCGUCAACGGUCUUGGCGAAGCAUGAUGUGCUGGUGUGGUUCGAGAUUUGUGAGCUAGCGCCAAAUGGAGAGUACGUACCAUCGGUCGUUGAACAUAGCGACGAUCUUCCGUGCCGUGGCCUGUUCUUGUUGCAUCAGGGCAUACAGCGGCGCAUACGCAUUACCAUUGUGCAUGAGCCCACGCCUGAGGUGAAGUGGAAGGAUAUUAAUGAGUUGGUCGUCGGACGUAUUCGCAACACGCCAGAAUCUUCGGAUGAGCAGGACGAGGAUGCCUGUGUACUAUCGCUGGGUCUAUUUCCAGGCGAGCUCUUAGAAGUUCCUGGAGAUGAUCGCGCAUUCUAUCGUUUUGAAGCUGCUUGGGACUCGAGCUUGCAUAACUCUGCACUUUUGAAUCGUGUUUCGCAGGGUGGCGAAACUAUCUACAUCACACUGAGCGCCUAUCUUGAGUUGGAGAACUGCGCUCGCCCCGCCAUUAUUACCAAGGAUUUAAGUAUGGUCAUCUAUGGACGCGAUGCUCGCACCGGUCCACGCUCACUGAAGCAUUUGUUCUCGGGCCAGUAUCGCAAUCCGGAGGCGAACCGCCUUUCGGGAGUUUAUGAGCUGUCGCUGCGUAGAGCAUCUGAAGCAGGUAGUCCAGGUGUGCAACGCCGGCAGCGACGUGUCCUCGAUACCAGUUCCACCUAUGUGCGUGGUGAAGAGAACUUACAUGGCUGGCGACCACGCGGCGAUUCCCUUAUCUUCGACCACCAGUGGGAACUAGAAAAGCUGACCCGUCUCGAGGAGGUGGGACGCAUGCGUCAUUUGCUCUUGCUGCGCGAACGACUGGGCAUGGACACUAAUCCGAAUCCGACAACCAAAACCGAAAAGGAUGUAUGCAAUUUGGCGGCACGCGCUGCCACCUCACCGGUGCACAUGGUCAUACCACCAUCGCCACAGACGCCCGUCAAAGAUCCGCAACAAAUCAUGCCGGAGCGUGAGUAUAACCAGCGUGAACAGGAUCUGAUGCUCAAAUGCUUGAAGCUGGUCCAAGGUCGCUACCACAAGAGCGAGCCCGUCGACCCACAAACCCAGUCAGAUGUAUCGCCCAGCGACGAAGGUUGCGCCGACAUGACCGUCAGUUGCAUAUCCAGCAACUCCAUGGAAAACAACAAAUUUGUAAUUCGACACAGAUUAUGCUCGCCAGAUCGUGCUGAUGCGCCUAAUGGUUGGGAGGCACCUGCGCCGGCCACACAACCAGCCUUGCCAUUGCGCCUGUACGUUCCCGAACUAGAAGAGAUACGCGUUAGUCCCGUUGUGGCACGAAAGGGUCUGCUUAAUGUGCUGGAACAUGGGGGCUCGGGCUGGAAAAAGCGCUGGGUGAUUGUGCGUCGUCCUUAUGUCUUCAUUUAUCGGUCAGAAAAGGAUCCCGUGGAGCGUGCAGUCUUGAAUUUGGCUACGGCACAGGUGGAAUGCAGCGAGGAUCAGGCUGCCAUGGUUAAGAUACCCAACACAUUCAGCGUGGUGACCAAACAUCGCGGCUACUUGCUGCAAACGCUCGGCGACAAGGAGGUGCAUGACUGGCUCUAUGCAAUUAAUCCAUUGCUGGCUGGACAAAUUAAAUCUCGUUUGGCACGUCGCACCCUGGAGCCAGCCUCGCAGACCGCUUCACAGAUACAAGCCACCACAACUGCAAAUUCCGCGAAUGCGAACAAAUGAGAUACAAUUACGAUGGAAUCCGUUUUGGUUUACUGAGACGCAGGCUACAGUUGGCUGCAGCGUAUUGGGAUAGGUAGGCGCUUGAUGAACUACAAUACUUAGACCGAGACUAUCUGAGGACGCGUCGAUUCCAAUGCGAAAUGGCCAACAUUUGAAGUAGGAUUCCAUCGGAAAUGUUGUUAAUUUAAUUGAGAGAAGCGUAAUGGUUUUUUGUAGUUGUUUUUAAGUUGGAACGCAACAGCUAAAAGCGAUAACUAAGUGCAAACAGUACGUAAUUAUUAAGUAGUGCAUAUUAAUGAACAAUAUAAAUGCAAUAAUUAUUUGAAAUAUAAAUUCGGAAGGUGCAGCUUAGCCAGGCUACACAAAAUGCGCCUGCAUUAAGUUGUAGAUAAUGAUUUUUCCUCCAUUUUUUGUAAUGUAUUCAUUUAAUAUACAUAUGCUAUAUGUUUUGUAAAUAGUUUAUGAUUGUAAAAAUAUUGCUAUUACUUAGUUUAAAUUUACAUAUUACAUUUUUUAUAUUUAUGCUUUCAAGUGAUAUUCGGAUAUUAUGUUGACCAAUAGGCAGUUUUAAACCACAACUUGUUUAUUAGGGCUUUUGUUAAAUACCUUUAUAUAAAUAAUCAAAUAAAAACACCGUAUAACACACAAAAAUCGUAUAUUUAUAAAUAUAUAUGCAUUUUAAAAGAGCAAGCAAACCAAAGUUAAUUUAUUUAAACAAUAUAAAUAUGUAUAACAAUUAUUGUAAAAACAUAUAUAUUUGCUGUUUAUACACAAAUUUUGAACUAUUUAUGUAUUGUUUAAUGAAACCCAUUGACGCAAGAUAUAUGGAAACGCAAUUGAAUUAAAUGAUAAUAUAAAAAUGGAACUUCGUACAGUAUAUAGACAUAGUGGACGACAAGUUAAUCAGGCGAAUAAAGAAAGCUCAGCAUACAGCAAACUGCGUAUCGUGUUUAGUUUGUUAAAAGUUUAGAAAUAAAUUCAUACGUGUCUACGUAUACAAUUAAAUAUAAACUAUAAUUUUGAAAAAUGUUGUUAACCACACGAAAGUCGUAAACAAUUAACAUGUAAAUGGCACAUGGGCCAUUAAUAAAGUGACACUUUCUUAUUAAGCAUAAAUCAAGGUAAACCCAAAACUGUAUAUGUUUAUUCAAAACAAUGCUAAUCAAUUAUAAUUGUCUGUCAAAACAAAAGUUCGACUACCAAUCAAAGAAAAAACACGACUUAACUGCUAAUAUGGCUAAUUUAACAACGCUUUGCAAUGUUUGCUUGGCUUCGCUUCAUUUAUAUCCUAUUUGGUUUGUUACUUGAAACCCGAUGAGAACCACCUGCUAAGCUUAAAGCAAAACUAAAAGUAAUUUUAAACGAAUCUUAAAGAAAUGCAAUGCCACCUGUAUAUUUCAAGUAAAACAAUGCGCUUUCAAUGCAAUAUAUGGUGUGUAAGUAUUUAUUUACAUACAAAUAACGAGCAAAUGCUAAAUUAUACUACUACGUACUUUAUACUAUAUUCGAAUGUUUUCGAUUCCAAUUAAUUUGCGCUAAUGAUCAAUUAAUUUAUUUCUACUUAAAACAAAGCACAGAGACCAGAUAUAUAAGCAAGAGAAAAAGGCUCUGCCCAGCUCUAGCUUGAAGCAAGCAGGACACAUAAGGGUUAAAACAAUUUGGACGCUUCUAAAUGCAUAUAAGCGUGCCAUAAUAUUGUUAAAAAGUCUGCUUUCGUUCGUGUUUGACUUUGAGGAACACACAACGUUAAGGGGACAGAUCGGAGAGGGUGCUGAGUUUGGAAUUCGCAUUUUUUAUUUAUAGCAAAAUGUAAACAUUUGUUAAACUAUUGAGAUAAUUUCCAAUUGUAAAAUACUAGAGAAUUGUAAUUAAUACAAAGCGUAAUUUGCAAAAACCAAAAAACAAACAAUAUUUUAUUCUAUCAUGUUUAUACUUGUAUGUUUCCCUUUUUGCGGUGUUUAACUAACCUCCAUAUAGUAUUACAUUUAAAAAUGCACACAAGCGGAAAAUCUAUGGAAAGUAAAAUGCAUGAAUGCAUUGGGACUAUACACAUAUAUAUAUAUAUAUGUAUAUCUACCAUAUAAGCCACUUAAGUUAUACAUACAUAUGAAUACAGUACAUUUGAAUUUACACAUAUAAAUACAAUCUCUCUCUAUAUAGUAUAUGUAUGCAAAUGUCGAAACAGCGUUCAAAAUGCGUGCAAAUUGAAUAAGCGAAAAAAACUGGUUCGUUUCGGUUACAAAAAAUUGGCUGAACCAAUUUAAAAAUCGUGGAUAGGAAAACAAGAACACCAGAAAUGGUUGGAAGAUUUAAUUUAGAGUGACAAACCAAUAAAAAAAGAUGUAUGCUAUAUGUAUAUUUAAUCCAAUAUUGAUAUAUACGUGGGCGUAUCACUAUUAAACAAAUAUAUAUAAAAAUAAAAA